CUACAAUACUUGUAGCUGCAGCUGUUGCACAGUGCACUAGAGAUGUCUUGUUGUGUGGGAGCCCUCAGUGUGACUGCUGCGACUGUGUCGUACUUUGUCGCACUCUGUAUGUUCUUUAAACCCGAUGCUAAGAUUAAAGCGCUGAGGGUUGCAAGUUUUGCUAUGUUGAUUUUAUUUCUGGCUAGUGUAGCAUGUGUGGUCAUCAGAUGGUUUCAAGUUCUGACUAACAAAGGGAAGUUGGGAGAAAAUAACUACUAUCACAAAAAGCGGAAGCAGUUUCGAAUAGCACAGAUAGUUCUAGGAGCAAUGUGUACACUAUUUGUGUUAGUAUCUGCUGCAGGGAUAUUCCUGUUCGCUUCAGCAGUAACAAAUCUGACUGGCGGGUUGAAAGACAGGUCCAACAGCAUGUUCAGUACUGCAGAUAACAGCUCUAGUAACGCUACAAUAACUAACUCAACUGAUACUCAAUCAGGUGGGUUCAGGGAGAAGAACGUGCAAAGAAGUCUCCAAAGACCAAAUGCUGAGGACACAAGCGGGCUACAAACGAGGAACAAACGACUGGAGAAUAGCAGAGAGAGGAAUCUCUCGGAAUGUAGAAGAGCGGGGAAUUGUAGAGACGGAGAAGAAAGCACAGAAUCGUCUCUAACAACUGAACCGAUCCCUGACGAUAAAGAUCACUGCAGGAACCGCACAGCUUACCCCAGACGGAAAGACAGGAACAACUGUCUCGGUAGAGAGGGUCUCAAGCAGAAAGUGACGGGAUUUGUGAAGGACAAGUACAUAAUGUCAGGGUUCCUAGGGGUUAGCUUUAUUGGGCACCUGAUAAACGUGUGUGUAGCUUUGUGUUGCCAUGGAGACCCAGCAGAUCCUGAAGAAGAAGGAUACGAGGAGCAGGAACAAAGUGAAAAGGAAGAGAAGGAGGAGAAGGAAGAGACGGUCUGAUUACUGAAUAUUUAGAGAGACGAACUAAGAAAGACGCUCAAAUGUUGGUUGUAGGUUGAGGCUGAGGUAUCUAUACUAUAUACUUGGUAUAUUUAACCAUCUAUAGAUGGUACUUGUACUUGAUUAUUGGGAGUUGUACAGCAAUUUACUAAAGCUGACUACAUGUUAAAUAUAUAAUGUAUAUUAUUAAAACUAAUAAUCUCUUAAACCGGUGAAUUUAAAAACAUUGACAGUAAUUAAAAAGGUACUAAAUUAUUUGAUAUCUGACUUUCAUAUUUCGUUAUUUAAUAUAAAUAUAUACUGCUCUGUGUGCCCUCUGCUGCUCUACUGUCUGCACCUGUCAUGUGUAACAACAGUUUGUGUCGCCUAGCUUGCACACUGUGUUACUUGUAACAAUAAGACAAUAGUGUUCAUGGCAAAUUCCGCACAUUUAGUGCACCAGGUGCAAGAUUUAGCAGAGUUAUAUCACGCACAGGAUCAUGACACUGAAUAUGGAGGAUCGAUCUAGCGACCUACAAAGUCUAAAGAGGAACUGCGAACCCUGAUGCGGGACAGGGAUAUAUGGAGGGGGUUAUCUGGCGUAGAUCGGACUUAGUUCCGACAUAGUAGUAGUAGUAGUAUAUCACGCCGACACUUGAUAAACUUAUAUAUAUAACUUGAUUCUAUUACUCAACUUUUAAUACUGAUGACUGUACAUAAUAACUUUCUUGAUUAUUUUAAACUCUAAAUUCUAAUAUAUAUAAAUACUUUUUUAUUAACCGUAUUUUACUUACUAAAUUAUUUCCUAUAUUCUGAAUUCUAAAUACAAUCACUUUUUAAUCACUGUAAAUAUUAUAUGACUUCCUAAAUUGUUUUACAAAUUUACUACUUAUAAUAUUAUUUCUAAAAUAUCUUGACAGAUUUUGGAGUACCUUAAAUUAUUUCAUUAUCUUAAUUUGUGAGUUGUAUAUAAACUGGUGCUAAACUCCCUCUGUGACAAUCGCCUUUACUCUGGUUAUACGUGUAGUUAUACGUGUAGUUAUACGUGUAGUUAUACGUGUAGUUAUACGUGUAGUUAUACGUGUAGUUAUACGUG
Messenger RNA from Bolinopsis microptera, 2017 nucleotides. RefSeq lists its product as uncharacterized. The record is from RefSeq and is a predicted model, not a curated record. The coding region runs from base 43 to 942 and encodes 299 amino acids. Lineage: Eukaryota; Metazoa; Ctenophora; Tentaculata; Lobata; Bolinopsidae. The transcript has 5 exons.